AUGUCCUGGUUAUUUGGUAGCAGAAAGGCUGAACAAAAGGCCGAAGAGCCAGUUCAGCAACAAUCUUUGGGCUUCGAUCCGACCUCCGUCAGUGAUAUCUCCAAUAUCCUCUCCACCCCUGGUGCUUUGGACACCUCCAGAUUGCACCCAUUGGCCGGUUUGGAUAAAGGUAUCGAGUACCUUGACUUGGAAGACGAAGUCUUGAACCAGACCGAGGGUGCUCAGGGCCUUAUCCCAUCUAGAGGCUGGUCCGAUGACUUGUGCUACGGUACUGGUGCCGUUUACUUGAUGGGUUUGGGUAUUGGUGGUGCCUACGGUUUCCAGGAGGGUAUCAGAAACAUCCCAGCCAACUCCCCACCAAAGUUGAAGAUCAACACCAUCUUGAAUCACAUCACCAAGAGAGGUCCAUACUUGGGUAACUCCGCCGGGGUUUUGGCUUUGACCUAUAAUAUCAUCGACUCCACUAUCGACGCCUUCAGAGGCAAACAUGAUGACUUGAACUCCGUUGGUGCCGGUGCCAUUGCUGGUGCCAUUUUUAAAAGCAGCAAGGGCUUCAGGCCGAUGGGUAUCUCCGCCGGUUUGAUGGCAGGUGCUGCUGGUGCCUGGUGUGGCCUUAAGUCUCUCCUUUCUUAG
Messenger RNA from Babjeviella inositovora NRRL Y-12698, 633 nucleotides. It is a transcript of the gene TIM23, whose product is annotated as protein transporter. The record is from RefSeq and is a predicted model, not a curated record. The coding region runs from base 1 to 633 and encodes 210 amino acids. Gene Ontology annotation, molecular function: transmembrane protein transporter activity. The transcript has a single exon. Lineage: Eukaryota; Fungi; Ascomycota; Pichiomycetes; Serinales. Gene Ontology annotation, cellular component: TIM23 mitochondrial import inner membrane translocase complex; mitochondrial inner membrane. Gene Ontology annotation, biological process: protein import into mitochondrial matrix.